AUGGCUCUCAUUUGGGAGGUGGUUGGCGGCGCGGAGCGGGGUGGCGUCAUUGUGCGUUGCGGGUGCGACCUGAGCUCGGACAUCGCGGACAGUCGGCUGGCCACAGGAUCCGUCGUGAAGGAGAUCGAGUCGCACGACGGCCGGGUGCAUUAUGAGCUGGUCCGAGGCUCCGGCCCGACCUCGGGCUGGGUGACGCCCAACCUCCGCGGAAAGGAACUGCUCGUGAAGCAGGCAGAGCCGGCCACCCAGGCCAAGACAAAGCGUGGGAUCUUCUCGCAGUGGGCAUCCACAAAGGAGGAGGUGGCAGAGGUGGCGGAGUGUGAGCAGAAGGUCGCGAGUGAGCCAGAGGAGCUUCCACUGCUGGAGAACGAGGUGCCAGAGCCAGAGGCGCCUGUGGCCGUGGGCAAGGAGCUCACGGAGGACGAGAAGGCCGCCUUCAACCUGUACACCGAGAAGUUCGGGGAGUGCCGCGAUGGCUCGAACCCAGGCUAUAACCGCAAGGCCUUCCCUUGGUAUACCGGUGUGCCCAAGCAGUCGCAGCAGGAGAAGCUGUCCUCUGAGGUGCUGGAGUCGGCCCUCAAGCCCAAGGAGCGUAAGUCCAAGGAGAAGCUUUGGGAAGUUGACUCUGAGGGAGAGGACAUCCCCCUCUGCACCCAGUGCCACAUGCCGGUGGGGGAGUUCUCCUACCAGGGCCGCGAGGGCAAGAAGGGCUGCGUUCACUCAGAGUGCAUGGCCCAGGUGUUGAUCCAGGACCGCCAGCGUGAGGAGGACUGCCGUGCCAAGCGCGAGAACAUCAAGAAGCUGAAGAACCGCAAGGAGUACGACAUCGGAUGGCGCAUGGACAGCGUCCCCAAGAACCAGAGCCUGGCGGAGCGCAUGGGCUGCAGCCCGGCGCCCGAGGGCCUGUGCUGCCUGGUGCUGGAUGAGGCCUCCCGCACUGUGAAGGUGGCGGCCACUUUGGAGCCCUCGGCGGCCAUCAACCUGGAGUAUCUGCUGCUGGCGCUGAAGGUGCGGAAGACGGCGCACCGGGAGCCUUUGUUCUCCCUGGACCCGGUGGAUCCCCAGAACCUGGAGAAGACGCCCCAGAAGAAGGUCUAUGAGCCAGCCUGGCUGGCGGGCACCAGCGUGGGGGAUGUCAUGUUCCAGGCGGAUUACUUCCUCAAGGAGUUGGCGCUUGGCGAGUACGACAUGCCCGUGGUGGGCAUGCUCAGCGUCUUCGAUUGGUCAGAGAUGUCGGGCAGGGACAAGACCUGGGCCGGGCGCGAGUGGUUCGUGGUGAAGAAGGCUGAGGUGCGGGCUGCAGAUGACAACACCCUCAUUCCGCACGUGAAGAUGGGUGUGGAGGCCAGGGAGCAGAUCGUCACCAAGAAGGGCCUGGAGGACGCUGCGGUCACGGCCACCAACCAUCCCCUGAAGAAGUUCGCCGACGCCUUCACCAGGAAUUUCGACGUCAUUGCGGAGCGCAAGAGUGUCGUCUUCCACCUUAGGGAGCUUGCCAAAGCCUCCGUGAUGGCCAAGUACCUGGUGGACUCCAAGGCCCGCUUGGACCCCUCCUGGUACAAGAUGGCGGAUGAGAUCGUGAAGGGCACCGAGCCCGAGGCCUUCCCUGAGAUCCCGCAGCUGUGGAACAUGCGGGGCAACAGCCGCAUCCAGCUGAGGAACGGAAAGCUGGUGGACGUGAUCACGGGCGGCCAGAGCCGGCUGCAGGCGAUCUACGGGGGUGUGGAGUUCGGCCUGGACCGCUUCGAGCUGGCGCAGCGCCACGCGCUCCAGGGCAGCACGGCGCGGCCGGGGAUGCCCUUGGCGCAGAGUGGGAGGCCCCUCUUCAUGCCCCAGCGCUUCCAGCUGGGUCAGCGCGGGGAGAUGCCCCAGGGUGUCGACCUGAACUUGGACAAGUUCUCUCUCUCCAAGGAGGACCGCUUCAACAAGCUGCCGCCCUGCAGCGGAGGGCCCAACUCCCUGGAGGCGAAGGUCACCCUGGGCCGGGCCUUCUUGCAGGGCCUGCAGCAGCGCUUCGCGGAGAUGAAGCCUUCGGAUCAGAAGCUCUUGCUGAACAUCUUCAACGUGCCCCAGUGCGACCGCACGGAGGAGGGCGAAGCCUUUGUGCCGCCUGACCCCAACCUGGAGUACAUCACCAAGGUCCGCGGCAUCGUGGGAGAGGAGGAGUCCAUCCGGAACCGGCGCAAGCAGCGCUUCUCCGACAAAAGCUUCUCCGUCACCAACCCGGGCCCCGAGUUCCCCAGGAGUUGGACACCCUCCUUCCAGGUGGAGAUGGACGGGCGGGUGGCCGAGACGGCGCCCACCAAGUUCGGGCUUCACAAGCUGGAGGUGGACGAAGAGCUGAAGAACACCUUGCUGAGCGAGGUGCUGCCUUCCGCCUCUCCCGAGUUCAAGAAGACCACGGAGGACGGCUUCACCUUCUGCAUCUACAAGAUCGGGAGCCUGGAGGUCCGCACUGUGCGGGAGAGGGAGGGGGAGGAGUGCAUUUGCGUGAUCUUCUCCAGCGGAAGCGCCUCGUGGGAGACCAAGUCCGUGAAGCCAAGCGAGGUCCUGGAGAAGGAGCGCGUCUCCAAGUGCAAGAUCUAUGUGGAGGCCGCCGAGGAUGUGUCCUGCCACUACUAUGUGGUCCUGGAGACGCAGAACGGCACUGCUGUGGUGACGGACGUGUCCAAGAGCGGCACUGUGUCGUGGCUGCCGAACCCCCGCAGCCUUGAAGAUCGGAACUCCCUGGCAAAGCUGCUCUUCCAGUCAGACGCCAAGGACAACAUGAGCAUUCGCGAUGUGAAGCUGAUGUCGGAGGAGGUGUCCUUGCCACCAGGCGCGAGCAUGCACCACCGCAAGCAGUACGCCAAAGCCAUUUUCAAGUCCGUGACCGGCCGGCCCUUGCGUGGCAAGUGGGGCGGCAACAUGAAGAAGUAUGCGCCACCGCCCUCUGGGGAGCCGGGACGUCUUGGCCUGGCCGCAAUGGGCCGCUCCUCGGAUUUCUUGAACGUCAUGUGGCUGGCACGGAGCUCCAACAGGCAGCACGAGGUGCUGAAGCCCAAGAUCCCUGCCUGCUUCUGA
Molecule: messenger RNA, 3063 nt
Organism: Effrenium voratum
Lineage: Eukaryota; Dinophyceae; Suessiales; Symbiodiniaceae
Source: the annotation of a GenBank genome assembly